AAAAGCUCUUUCAUGCAUACCUAAAACGUUUAAAUUGCCCAAUCCAGUUCCCAGACACGAUUAGCACGGCGAUUAAUGCCAUGUGAUUUGUCUCUAUAAACGGACCCAUCGCUCGCACGCGCAAUCCAUCAGUCUGCGCGCGCACAGGGGCGGCGUUGUGUUUCUCCUCAUUAAGCUCCCGCCCUGUUUUCCUGCUUACUUCAUCAAUCAGUCCCGUUAGCAGAGCGGAACCGAGUGCCUUCUCUCUCUCUCUCUCUCUCUCUCUCUCUCUGACCUUUUCUCUCUCUGAUGGCAUCGUUUGAAUCACACGGGAGAAGUGUAACAGAGUUUGGCAGAUUUCCACGAGCAAAAAGUCCCGCGUUUUUUUUUAUUUUCUCUGUCAAACUCCUCACGUUAGUUUUAAUUCGGCGUUCAUAUAGUUUUAGUUACCUGAAUGAAUAAACUACAAUCAAAACAGUACUAUAUUUUCUUCAUAUAGGCGACUCUUUACUGAUGGAGUCCAGAAAAUUAGGAGUCGAUGACUCGAUUCCAUGUGUUGGUAACUGAUUCCAAGAAUCGAUUCCGUAAAGUAAGAGUCAUGAACAGCAAAACUAAAACAUGGGACAGGGAAAGGACGUGGUAAAACAGUCCGAGUACAUAUAAUAUAUAAUACUCUAGCAUGGUUAACAAGAAAACUGCCAACUUCGAAACUGCAAUUGUGGUUCGCGACAUAGGAUAAAAUUUAAAGAGCUACCGUUAGCUAAAUUAGCUAGCUCCUUCGGGUAGGUAGAGCUGAGAAGCUUUAGCAUGGGCGGCGUUGUUUUACUGUAAGCGUGUUUUGCUGUAAAUUUUGCAUGUAAAAUCCUACCAGACUGUUGAUGCUUGUGGUGUGAGGUGAAGUAUUUCUCAGAUAGUGACAACAGAAUAUUGUUUUCUCGCUUGUCAUCGUCUGUACGCGAUUAUUAUUAUUUUUUCGCUGUAUUGACUCGGAGUCGACUCUUGAACACUAAGAAUCGACUCUUUUGCGGAUCGACUCUCAGGCAGUAGCGUGUACAGCAGUGUGCUGUUUUGUUCAGAACGCAGUUAAAACUUAAAUGUAUAAUUGGUGUUUAAAUGUUUUAUUCUGGUUUUAAGUAUUACUAAACUCCAAGACAGCUACGUAAACACCCAGUGGGCUGUAUUUGAGUUCACCCUGACGUUUGUUCGCUUUAUUUUGGCGGUUAAAUCUCAGUCUUGUCCUCACUGCUCGGCUAAGUGCACACCGAGGCGCUGAUACAGAGCCGAGCGAAGUUCUGCAAGAGAGAAGAUAAGACGCGUUUCUGAACCUGUAGCUUGAGUGUUUCAGAAGGAGAUUAGCUUACCUAAGUUCUCAGAGGGAUAAUAUCAUUGUUCUGCAUUGAAACAGCGGCGUGUGAUAUUCCCCCAGGGUCCCAUUCAUGAGCAUUGUCUCCCUCUCAUGUCUGAGGCAGAGGGAUGAUUACAAAGCCAGGGAUUUGCAUUCUUAUGAAAUUAACUGCAGGCAAAAGUAGCUGAAGAGCUGCUUUUGGAUAGUGCAGACAGUUGUACGCAAAUCACAGCGUUUCCUUUGCAGAAAGGGUGUCGAGAUUGUGCUUGGAGGUUUUAAAGCAUACAGACUUGAAAGGGCUGCAUGCAAGAUGCAGAAACAAUGCCUUGGUGAUCCCUCUGGAUUUAUCAAAGCAAUAUAAACUUAUCUUAAUUUUAAUCUUUCAGGAUAUCUAACUGAACUGAUCAUUGCGUUAAGCCAUUAAUCUGCUCCUCAGUAUAUUCAGGCUUGAAGUCAAUGGUGUUGGAAUUAGUUGGAACGGGCAGCUUGUCAGUCCUCCAGCAGGAAGCCAGGCGUGUAGCUUCAUGUCAGGUUUAGGAUAUUUGGAACGUGUCACCCUAUUUGCAGAGGAAGUGCUUACGCAGCCUGCCUCACAGGGAUAUUAGACCUGUUUAGCCAGUUCUCACAGUUGAAAGUAAAGGAGCAUUACAGAGGGACGCGCUUUCAAGAUUACCUGUGGAGGAACAACAAUUGUCUUCUGUCUGUUUUAUUUUUUUUCCUGAAUCAUAUUCGUUCAGAAAAAAUGGAGGGAGAUGAUGCCAAUCAUUCUGGUCCCGUGAUGGUGAAUAGCCGUGUGGAGUCAUCAGCUGUGGCUGUAACAGGUGGAGGAGGAGGUGGAGGUGGAGCAGGCCGAUCGUGUGCCGGCUGCAGUGGCCGCAUCUCUGACCGCUUCCUGCUCUUCUCCAUGGAGCGCUAUUGGCACACGCGCUGCCUGAAGUGCUCUUGCUGCCAGGCACAGCUGGGCGAGAUCGGCACCACCUGCUAUAGCAAAGGGGGCAUGAUCCUCUGCAGGAACGACUAUAUCAGAUUGUUUGGACACAGUGGGGCUUGCAGUGCAUGCGGUCAGUCGAUUCCAGCCAGUGAGAUGGUGAUGAGGGCACAGGGCAACGUCUACCACCUGAAGUGUUUCACGUGUGCUACAUGUCGGAACCGCCUGGUGCCCGGGGACAGAUUCCACUAUGUCAAUGGCACCAUCUUUUGUGAGCAUGACCGGCCUGGAGGAGGCAUGCUCAGCAGUCACCUGGCCCCACUACAGAGCAGCACGCUCCUGCCUGACCAGAAGGUAUGCUAAAGGGACAAGGACUUAACACAGCACAGCACAGCGUGCCUUCUGUUUUGUCCUUCUUUUUCUCUUCAUCUUUUCUCCCUCUUCUUCACCUUUACCUUGCUUCAGAGGCACCAAUAUCCCUCCAUUCUGCAGAUGAACACACCUUAACGGACUCUUAAAAGCUUUGCUUGAAAACAGAAGUUCAUGUUUUCGAACAAAAUUCUCUGAGGCUGGAAGAGCUUCCUCCUUCAUUUUCAGGGUAAGAUGAGUGAGCAGAGAAGAUUAAAGUUACUGUUAAUGUUGGCUGUGGGAUGGCAUUAACUGAACCCUGCUGAUAAGCCCUAAACACAGAGGAUGAGGAAAGGAGGCCCAUGUUUCCAAUUCUGUUUUUAAGAUUUGAUAUUAAGACACUUUUCAAGGACACCAUGGACGUUACGCGAAACACUCCUGACAGUGAAAUGCGGUGGACGCUGUUACUGCUAAUGGAUAAUGCCAAUUGUUUUUCCUUCUAACAGAGACAGAGACCUGAUAUUUUGUGGUUUAAACUCUGUAAAAACACAAUUUGCGUAACUUAAGAUUGUGCGAGUUUUGUACUGCUGGUGUUUGCCUGUUUCACGUCAUUGGCAGGAGUUCAUGUUUCUGUGGGCCUGAUGUACUGAUGUCCUGGUUAGGAAACAAGGAGAAUAGAAAACAAAUGUAUAUAUUCUUGUCUUUUACUGUUGUAUUGUGUGCUCAACAGCUGAAUUUUGUGUUUUCUGAGCAAAAGUGCAUUUAAAAUGAUAUAUCUGUAUAGUUAAAAAGUACUUAUUAAAUAACUAUAACCAA
Messenger RNA from Pangasianodon hypophthalmus (striped catfish), 3416 nucleotides. It is a transcript of the gene lmo4la, whose product is annotated as LIM domain only 4a. The coding region runs from base 2067 to 2615 and encodes 182 amino acids. The record is from RefSeq and is a predicted model, not a curated record. The transcript has 5 exons. NCBI's taxonomy places the organism in Eukaryota, Metazoa, Chordata, Actinopteri, Siluriformes, Pangasiidae.